CGCCGGGGCACUGCCGGGCGUCGGUUGGGCGCCUCGACUCAGUCUCCCAGGCGCAGGAGCUGAUCGCCUUCGGGCCGGGCGAGGAGCGGGCCCGCGGAGAGGUCGGCGGGCGGGCGGGCACCUGGUCCCUUUCCUUGCGGCCCGCAGACUUUGCGGUGGUAUCGCGUCACCGCGCCGGAGCUGGCAAGCCUGAGCCCGGCCCUUUUCCGAAUUUCGCCGAAAGCAGCCACGGUUCUGGAGUGUGUGACACGCCCUUGCUGAGGAAAGAGAGCCAGCUUGUUGAGGUCCCCAGAACUACAGGCCUUUGCAUUAGACACCCCCGCCCCCCACUAUCACGGCCGAGAGCUUUUCCAUGAAGACCGCGCAGAGGGUCUAUGCAGACCUGGCUUCCCAUUCCAGGGAGCCCCUGGCUCAGUGUUUGGUGUCGUAGUCUGCCAGAGAGAUUUAAGGAAGAGUUUGACUGUGGAACAAGGCACCAUGAAGAUUGAGCUACUACCUGCCCUGACUGACAACUACAUGUACCUGCUCAUUGAUGAGGAAACCCAGGAGGCCGCCAUUGUGGACCCAGUGCAACCUCAGAAGGUUGUAGAAACAGUGAAGAAGCAUGGAGUGAAGCUGACUACAGUGCUCACCACCCACCACCACUGGGACCAUGCUGGUGGGAACGAGAAGCUGGUCAAGCUGGAGCCGGGGCUGAAAGUGUACGGUGGCGAUGACCGAAUUGGGGCCUUGACUAACAAAGUCAGCCACCUGUCAACACUGCAGGUGGGAUCUCUCAACAUCAAAUGCCUGUCGACACCAUGCCACACUUCAGGACACAUCUGUUACUUUGUGACCAAGCCCGGUGGUUCAGAGCCCCCUGCUGUGUUCACAGGUGACACCUUGUUUGUGGCUGGCUGUGGGAAGUUCUUCGAAGGGACUGCGGAUGAGAUGUACAAGGCACUGCUCCAGGUCUUGGGUCGGCUCCCUCCAGACACGAGAGUCUACUGUGGACACGAGUACACCAUCAACAACCUCAAGUUUGCACGCCACGUGGAGCCCAACAACACUGCCAUUCAGGAGAAACUUGCCUGGGCUAAGGAGAAGUACGCCAAUGGGGAGCCCACGGUGCCAUCCACACUUGCAGAGGAGUUCACCUACAACCCCUUCAUGCGUGUGAGGGAGAAGACGGUGCAGCAGCACGCGGGUGAGACGGACCCCGUGACCACCAUGCGUGCCAUCCGCAGGGAAAAGGACCAGUUCAAGGUGCCUCGGGACUGAGGUGGCCGCAUCCAAACCCAGCGCCACCGCACGUUUCGGGAGUGGGAGUUUUAGGUAAAAAACUGUCCUGCUGGUCAUGUAAAAAUCAUCUUGGUUUAAUUUUAAAUUAAUUUCAGAGCACUUACCUGUGUUAUCAAAUGUUCUAAUGCAUAUUUAUAAGAGAAAAAGUUUAAAAAUAUUUAUUCCUGUAACCUC
Molecule: messenger RNA, 1455 nt
Organism: Chinchilla lanigera (long-tailed chinchilla)
Lineage: Eukaryota; Metazoa; Chordata; Mammalia; Rodentia; Chinchillidae
Gene: Hagh
Product: hydroxyacylglutathione hydrolase
Exons: 9
Coding region: 478-1260 (260 amino acids)
Biological process (GO): glutathione metabolic process
Cellular component (GO): mitochondrion
Molecular function (GO): hydroxyacylglutathione hydrolase activity
Source: RefSeq, a predicted model, not a curated record